Molecule: messenger RNA, 3016 nt
Organism: Hydra vulgaris (swiftwater hydra)
Lineage: Eukaryota; Metazoa; Cnidaria; Hydrozoa; Anthoathecata; Hydridae
Product: poly [ADP-ribose] polymerase 1
Biological process (GO): protein poly-ADP-ribosylation; double-strand break repair
Cellular component (GO): nucleolus; nucleus
Molecular function (GO): NAD binding; zinc ion binding; NAD+ poly-ADP-ribosyltransferase activity
Source: RefSeq, a predicted model, not a curated record
UUUUACAGUCAGUUAUAUAAAAAGUUUUAACCCAAAAAUGUCUGAAGACCUUCCUUAUAAUGCUGAAUAUGCAAAAUCUGGAAGAGCAGGAUGUAAAAGCUGCAAAUGUAAUAUUGGAAAAGAUUCUCUAAGAAUUGCAAAAAUGGUUCAGUCUCCCCACUUUGAUGGAAAGAUCCCUCAAUGGUAUCAUUAUAGCUGUUUUUUCAAAAAGUUCAAACCUCUAAAUGUGUCUGAUAUAAAAAACUUUGACAGUUUGCGAUGGGAUGAUCAAGAAAAGUUAAGAGAACAAAUUGGCUGUCCACAAAAAAAAGAUGUAGUUGAUGGUCCAUCUAAUAGCACUGUAAAUAAAGAUUUUUGUAUUGAAUAUGCUAAAUCUGGACGAGCAAAAUGCAGAAAAUGUGAAGAGAAAAUUGAAAAGGAUAUUAUAAGAAUAGCAAAAAUCAUGGAAUCAGAAGAAUCAAAGUUUAAAGGUCUAAUUCCAUUUUGGUAUCAUGUAAAAUGUUUUGCUUUGUCUAAAAGUGAACUUGAAGCACAGAAUCUUACUUCUAAUGAGAUUGAUGGCUGGGGAGAAUUAUCUGAAGAAGAUCAGGAAAAAGUGGGACUUGAAAUAAAAUUUAAAAAGCAUGGCAAAUUAAAGAUAAAAAAAGGAAACAAAAUAAAUAUAAAAGAUGAAUGCAAAGAUGAGGAAAAAAAAGAAAUUAAAGAUGAAAAAGUGGAAAAAUUUAAGUUGCAAAACAAAGAGUAUUGGGAUAUGAGAGAUAAGCUACAAAAAAAUGUUCCAAAUAAUGUGUUGAGAAAAUUAUUAGAUGCAAAUAAUUAUAAUACCACUGGAGGAGAAAAUACUUUAUUGGAACGUUGUGCAGAUGGCAUUUGUUUUGGUGCACUUUUGACCUGUUCUGAAUGUAAAACAGGAAAUUUAGUUUACAGAACAGAAGGUUAUCAGUGUACUGGGCAUGUCAGUGGCUGGACAAGUUGCACCUUUUUGACACAAACGCCAAAAAGAAAAAAAUGGCACAUUCCUAAGGAAUUGCUAUUAGAAAAUGACUUUUUGUCAACAAUAAAGCCAAAGGUUGAAGAAAGAACUUUUAUGACAACAACUAAAAUGAAUACUGACAUAAAAGAAUCUCAAAAGCGUCCUUUAGAAAACAGAAAAGUCAUAGUUAUUGGAAAACUUAAAGAAUCAAAGGGUGUUAUUGAGAAUAAAAUACAGUUGUUAGGUGGAACUCUUUCAGCUGCUGUUAGUAAAUCUUGUUACUGUUGUAUAAGUACACAAGAUGAAAUUGAAAAAUCUACUAAAAAAAUGCAAACAGUAAAAACAUACAACAUUCCUGUUGUAACGGAAAAUUUUCUUGAUGCUGUUCAAAAUGGUGAAAUAGAUGCUCUUAUGAAGAAUUCUAUUGCGCCUUGGGGAACAAAUAGGGAAAUGUUGGAUGACAAGAUGGACAAUUUUAAGAGUAUGAAAAGAAAAACUAGUUCAUCUAUUGAAUCUUCUAAAAAAGCUAAAGUCAUUAUGAAAGGAGGAGCUGUUGUUGAUCCUGAUUCAGGUCUUGAAGGAAAGUGUCAUAUAUUAUCUGUUCGUGGUGAAUUGUUUACUGCUGUGCUUGGGCUUGUGGAUUUGCUUCGUGGAACAAAUUCUUACUAUAAAAUUCAAGCUUUGGAGCAUGAUACAAAAAAAAAAUAUUAUGUCUUUCGAUCUUGGGGUCGAGUUGGAACAACAAUUGGAGGGAAUAAGCUUGAACAUUUUGUUAAUCAAGAAGAUGCAAUUGAGAAUUUUAAAGAGGUAUAUGGAGAAAAAACAGGAAACACCUGGAGCAAUCGAAAAGAUUUUGUAAAGUAUCCAAACAAGUUUUAUCCCCUUGAUAUUGAUUAUGGCCAGAAUGAUGAAAUGUUGCAAAGCUCUAUUACUCCAGGUAGUUUAAGUAUUUUACCGAAUCCAGUAAAAGAACUUAUAAAACUUAUCUUCGAUGUAGAAGCAAUGAAACAUGCUCUUGUAGAAUUUGAAAUAGACAUGAAAAAAAUGCCUCUUGGUAAAUUAUCAAAAAAACAAAUUGAAACAGCAUAUGGUUGUCUUGGAGAUUGUCAAAAAUUCUUAGCUAAUAAUGAUCCAGGAUCAAAAAUCCUUGAUGCUUCAAAUCGAUUUUAUACAUUAAUACCUCAUGAUUUUGGGAUGAAAAAACCACCACUGUUAGAUAAUGAAGAGUUAAUAAAACUUAAAAUUGGGAUGCUUGAUAGUUUGAUGGAAAUAGAAGUUGCAUACAAUUUGAUAAAAGGUACAAAAGAUAAUGGAGCAAAAGAUCCUAUAGACCUCCAUUAUGAAACUUUAAAAACAGAUAUUAAGGUUGUUGAUAAAGAAAGUAAAGAUUUCGAAUUAAUUGUAGAGUAUGUAAAAAAUACCCAUGCAAAAACUCACUCUAACUAUUCUCUUGAUGUAAUAGAGGUUUUCUCGAUUGAGCGUGCUGGCGAAAAGCAAAGGUAUCGACCAUUCAAAGAUUUAUUUAACAAAAAGUUACUUUGGCAUGGUUCACGAACUACUAAUUAUGCUGGCAUUCUGUCUCAAGGCUUGCGUAUUGCUCCUCCUGAAGCUCCUGUAACGGGUUAUAUGUUUGGAAAAGGAAUUUAUUUUGCAGAUAUGGCUUCCAAGUCUGCAAAUUAUUGUUGUACAACUCGUUCAAACAAUACAGGGUUAAUGUUGCUAUGUGAGGUAGCACUCGGAAAUAUGUAUGAGCUUAAGCAAUCUGAGCAUAUUUCAAAAUUACCACCUGGCAAGCAUAGUUGUAAAGGAUUAGGAAGUACGAGUCCUGAUCCCUCAAUGGAUAAAGUGAUAGACGGUGAAGUUCUAGUUCCCCUAGGUAAACCCAUAAGCACAAACAUAAAAGAUUCUACACUUCUGUACAACGAGUAUAUAGUGUACGAUGUUGCGCAAGUAAAUAUAAAGUAUUUAGUUCAGUUAAAGUUUAACUAUUGUUAUUGAUUCUUAAUCUAUCAUGAUUGACUCUUUUUUGGGGUUUUUUCUUGA